Messenger RNA from Diplodia corticola, 2637 nucleotides. RefSeq lists its product as uncharacterized. NCBI's taxonomy places the organism in Eukaryota, Fungi, Ascomycota, Dothideomycetes, Botryosphaeriales, Botryosphaeriaceae. The record is from RefSeq and is a predicted model, not a curated record. Bases 1 to 2637 code for a protein of 878 amino acids. The transcript is spliced from 3 exons.
AUGUCGGACGCCGAUGGAGAAAGCGCUUUAUUUUUCGAGGAAUGGUCAACCAUGUUCCAGCAUCUCGAUUUCGAUGUCCCCACUUCCACUACAGGCUCUUCCGCCCAAGAUCCAAGCGAUGCUGGACAAGACAUACGCGAGCUGAGCCUCGUAGCACACCAUCCUCCGCCGCCGACUUCCGAGGCAGAUAUGGGUAUUGUCGAAGAUACGGUGGGAAUUUCACCAACACCCACUGAUGUGGGCGCGCGCUCAGCCAAUGACGAUGAAGAGUUUGCCUCUUCUAUUGUAGCAGCUUGCGCAUGGAGAUUUUCUAACUUCUACAGGCGUUUCGGAUCCAUCAGUCGCUUGAAACACUUGUUUCCCCUCGUUGACCCCGACAACGAUGCUGCCAAAACCUGGAAGCGUCGUUUCUCCGAUCGGCGUGUCGCACUAAUCCUUCAUCAAAUCAUCGCCGCGUGUAUAUUCCUCUUCAAUCUGAGUGUUCUCCUGUACGCAAUACGGGAGUAUAAGGUCACGCUCACCACCGGUCAGAUUUUCGGGCCACCGUCGGACCGGAGUUGCUCGUCAAUAGCGACAUACAACAGGUGGCUGCACUUGGGAAUCAACAUCCUCUCGACGGCCCUACAGGGAUCUAGCAACUACUGCGCUCAGUUGCUUGCCGCACCUACGAGAGAAGAGGCGGUACAGGCUCAUCGUAAGGGCGAUUGGUUUGACAUCGGCAUCCCCAGUAUCCGGAAUCUGCGUAAGAUCCCCUGGAACCGGAGCAUUACCUGGUUCCUUCUAAUGCUUAGCUCCGCGAUUUUACAUUUGACGUGGAACUCGGCAAUCUUUGCCGCUAUAUCGGUCAGCUCUUAUGACGUUGUUCACGUAUCGCACGACUUUCUAUCGGACCCAAGCCCUUGGUUGGCUGCUCCCCCACAGGUCAACGCCAUGCGAGAAAACAUCAGCAAGUUGCAUCGGCUGGACAACGCGGAUUGCAUCAAGCGGUACAUCAACCGUCCAGCAGGCCUAAGAGACGUUAUUCUUGUCAGCGCCAACAUAUCCAUGCACGAUCACAAGACGAUAAUCUCGGACAACCCUGGCUCUUCCUUGCUGCACGUGGAGCCCAAUUCCAGAGGAACGGAUUGGGGUCUCGCAAGUGCCUGGAUGUGCUCCAGGUGGAGGACCCCUCAGAACGCUGCGAACACGUCAUUUGACACGCCCGUGUGGUGCAGGGAAGAACUUCUCGAACCUGCAUCGUCUUGGAGCGUCCAAGGAAUUCGGUGGUACAACGACGUUGUUAUUUCCACCAUAUGGUCUCGGGUUGCCUACUGCUUGAGUGCUGGCGAAGACUUUCAGCGGAUGGACAAGCUGUGCGCACUGCGCUUCAGUCCCAUCAUCCUCGCCGUUGUCUGCGUGCUCAGCCUAAUCAAGUCUGUGUGUAUAUCCUAUACCGCCUACAUCCACCUGCAUCAGGCCCAGCCGAAAGGGUGGCAGGGUACGACGUCGCGGAAUGACGGCCCUCGAGCCCAUCUAUGGGAGAGGUGGAGCAGGCUCUGGGUUGCUGAUGAUUUUGAUCCUCAAAAAGCUCCGAUUGUAACAAUUGGCGAUGCGGUGUCAUCCUUCCUCAAGGAAGAUGACCCGGAGACUAGAUCCAUGGUUCUGGCAGCCAAGGAAGACUUCCUAAGGCGGUCUGGGAAAAGAAGGAAACCCCAGUUAGGACUACCAGAACCAUGCAGAUGGUACCAUGCUGCGAGUCGGAGACGGUGGUUGGCAACGAUACUUCCCACACUCCUGUUGCUGGUAUGUGCAGCAACUGGAAUUGCACAAUUUGCCAAGGGCCUGAAGUACCGUAGACUGGAUGUCGGCAUUGCAGGCCUAUGGAGGUACGGCGUUGGAACAACUCAGCUACAUUCACUUGCGUUCGGCACCCUCAUGCGGAGUCUUGGUCAGACGGGCGGGUUUUUCGCAACGGUAUUCUUUGCCAACGUCUUUCAGCUCAUCGCCAGUGGCCAGUAUCUGCUGUACAACAGCGUCUUGACGAGCCUGCUAGCGGCAGCCGAGUGGAACAGUUUCCUUGUAAAACGGCGAACGGUCCGAGUUUCCUGUCCCAAAGGCAUCCAGCGCUCUUCCUACUUCCUCUCCCUCCCGUUUAGAUACGGCAUCCCAUUGUCGCUCUCUUCGAGUAUCCUACAUUGGCUGAUCUCGCAGAGCAUCUUCACCGUCCAGACGAUUGCCUACGUGUCCCCGGACUUUGAACGAGACCCAACGCUGGAUGCGUCCGUUAUAGGAUUUUCCAUCAUGGGAUUGAUUCUAUCAUUGAUCCUCAUCAGCACAAUCCUCAUCGCUGUAUGCUCGAUUGGCAUUUUCAACAAGUACGACGGCAAGCCAUACCCGAUGCCACUGGCUUUCACCUGCAGCGCCGCAAUCAGUGCGGCUUGCCACGCACACCCCGAUGACCGAGAUGCGCACCUGCUCCCGCUCAUGUGGGGGUUUGUUGCCGAUACUCCCGGAUCGACGUCCGGACGAUUUUGCUUCACGACCGCCCGGGACGUGGAAUGGCCGGAUGAUAUCGACGGGCGUCUGCGGCAUGCGGAUGAGCCAUGCGGUGAACUUUCCGGUAGCGCGGCUGGCGGUGGUGCUUUGGGCGCAGUCUGA